Sporothrix brasiliensis 5110 is the source of this 2955-nucleotide messenger RNA. RefSeq lists its product as uncharacterized. Bases 1 to 2955 code for a protein of 984 amino acids. The record is from RefSeq and is a predicted model, not a curated record. NCBI's taxonomy places the organism in Eukaryota, Fungi, Ascomycota, Sordariomycetes, Ophiostomatales, Ophiostomataceae. The transcript has 2 exons.
AUGGACGCCCAGGGCCACGCCAUGGACGGCGAGUAUGACCGGCUCCAGCAGCUCCAGCAGCAGCUCCAGCAGAUGAGCCAGGAGGAGAUUGACGAGAUGAAUGCUGUUCUGAGCCAGUAUCAGAUGGUCCCGGCCGCUGGUGAAGGAGGUUUUGAGGGCGACAAUCUGUUCGGAGACGACGAGAACCGUCGUCUCCGCCAGCAGCAGGCACAGCAGCAGCAUACACAGUACCUGCAGACCAUCUACCUCCAGCAGCUGCAGGAGCACAACGAGCAGAUGCGCCAGAUGCAAGAGUCGGUCACUUGCAGCCAAGAGCAGCUGGUGCAUGUCCCUCAGGCACAUCCUCAGGCACAUCCUCAGGCACAUCCCCAGGCACAUCCCCAGUCACACUCCCUCGUGCACCUGCAGCAGCCCUUUCCCCACGACGCACCCCCCCUUGGAGCCACGCCCCAGCAGCUGCACUAUGAUCUCCAGCAGCAGCCUCCUCAACAAAGAACACCCCCAGUCACCUGGCCCCAAGGCGAUGCCGGCGUUUCUGAUGCCUCUCUCCCGAUCGGGAAUGUGCCCGCUAACCAAGGACAGACGGCCAGGGGUCGCAGCCACGCCAGGAUGGCCUCUGCCUCGACUACUAGCGCCGCAUCUGCUCGGCCUCCCUCACAACCUGCGACGGUUGAGUCAGUAGCAGCAACAGCCGCGCCAGCGACAGCUCCGGCGCCAGGAAAUGCGCCAACCUCCAACAGCAACACCACGGACGACGACCAGCUCCUCCGUCUCCAAGAUCUCUCGAUCAUGCAUCGCCCAGACGAGGACAUUGCGGCCACCGCCUCGUCCAUAUCGUCCAUGACCAGUUCUCCUGCACUCUCCCCUAGGAAGCAGCGCACGGCCUCGUCCUCACCCAAGAAGACGGGCCGCUUUGAGAGCAUCUACGCAACUCUCCGCAACAAGGCGUCAAACAUGCGUCGCUCACGCACCGCAUUUAUGCAUGAGGCCGUGCCACCUACUGUUGCGCCCAUGGCCACCCUCAACGACGCCGGCAUGCCGGAGCUUAACAAGACCCACCACGCUCACUACCGCAGCCACCGCUCGGACAACCCGGAGUUUGACUUUGACAUGUCGGCCGCACACGCCGCCGCCUUGGGCAGCUACCCGCCAACUCCACCACAUACCGGCACGGCAUCGUCUCUGUCCUCCACAUCGUCGACGUUCUCUACGUCUGCGUGUUCUUCUGUCGCCUCGUCCGUCGCUGACGGCCCCCAGUUCCACCGUCUGGUGGCCGCACAGUUUCCACAGCACUCUUUGCACCAUCACCACCAACUGGUGCACCACCACCAGAACGUCAGCGAAGAGGACCUGCACCGGACCGAGAUGGCCACAUUUGUGAACGGCCUGGUCGACGAUCCGUUUGCGGAUACCAACGCCUUCUUUGGUGGAGGUGGUGCCCCAGGGCCCCAGCCGCACCCGCAGCAUGCCAUGCUUGCUCUGCGCCCGCACGUCAAGACGGAGUAUCCGCCACAACAGCAGCAGAAGCAGCCGCACCCGCACCUUCAGCCGCCGCCGCCCAGUGGUGUGAGCAGCGCGUGCUGGCCCUCUGUGAUGCCGUCAGCGCCCAGCGGCAGGACUUCACCACAGCACAUCCAAGAUGAGGACAACGACAUCACGCCUGUCACGAGUGCCAUAAAAAUUUCUGGGAGAAGCACGGGACACGGCCAGUUGGUCUCGCCGAGCGCGUACCUGGCAGACGCCGCGGCCAACAUGUCCGGCUCCAACAUUGUUGCCUCGGCCAGUGCCACAGCUGCCAUGGCUGCCAUGGCAGCUACCGUGGAGGACGACGCCUCUGCUAUGGCAAUGGACACCGAUGAAGACUGGUGGCAGCAGUCCAUCGUCGAGUCCGCCGUCGGUGACCCGCUGGAGCAGGCCAGUCAGGCCAGCGACGCCGACACCCUCUACACCACAAACGUCCACACUGGCUUCCCGCCCGAGUACAUGGCUACCAACGCGCAGGCGUUUGAUGUCAAUGGCAACCUCUGCUACGGCAUGCCCGACCUGGCCACCAACGGUCUCAUGAUCCACAUGCCGCCUGCGGCCGGCACCACCACACCGGGCAGCCAGCAGAACCAGUACUACUUCCCGGGCGUCACCGGCGCACCACAGGGUACGGGCUACCCCCCGCCUCCGCCGGUUCCUGCUACUGAGUACGAGCACCGCCAUGACCACCGCGCUACAGCCAACGGUGGCAGCCGUCGGCCCAAGCCGCGCGCCCCCUCGGCCGGUGCCCGUUACCAUGGCAGCCGUGGCGACGGACUGCACUCUCCGCGCAAGCGGUCCAGUGUCAAUAACCUGCCCAAGGUCAGCAGCGGUGACGAUGGCUCCGGCAUGUCGGCCGCCGCCAUGACCGGACCCAGCACGCCACGUGGCCACCAGCUGGGCCGCCGCUCACACUCCAUGCAGGCACUGCCGCGGACAUCACCCACUCCCGGCAGUAGCAGCUUCAGCACCGUGCCCAGUGGUGCCACCACACCCUCUAGCCAUGGCGCAAUCCGCAAGCGCCGUUCGGCCAGCAACAUGCGCCGCGUGUCCUCCACGCAGGGCAUUACCAGCAUGACGGCUGCGGCUGCCAUUGCCACGGCAGUUGGCGCAUCCACAGUCGAGCCCAAGACGCCCAGCCGUCGCCAGCGGUCUACCUCAGUCGAGGCCAACCGCCCACGGUCCGCUUCUUCCAACGGCGGCAGUUGUUUUGUCAACUUUACGCCCAACGACCACAGCCUGCUUAUGAGCGGCGUCGCACCCAGCGGCUCGUCCAAGACCAAGGCCCGUCGCGAGCGCGAGCUGCAAGAAAAGACCCGCAAGUUCAGCGAGCGUCUUGUGCGUGCCGUGGCUGAGGCCGGUGGCACCGACGCCGCCAUGCGCCAGCUCGAGGCCGAGGGUCUCAGCGAUCUUAAGAGCAUUGCUCUAUGA